This is a messenger RNA of Theobroma umbraticum, 1293 nucleotides long. RefSeq names its product (+)-neomenthol dehydrogenase-like. Gene Ontology annotation, cellular component: membrane. NCBI's taxonomy places the organism in Eukaryota, Viridiplantae, Streptophyta, Magnoliopsida, Malvales, Malvaceae. Gene Ontology annotation, molecular function: oxidoreductase activity, acting on the CH-OH group of donors, NAD or NADP as acceptor. The record is from RefSeq and is a predicted model, not a curated record.
UGCAAGUGAAUGAAGUUUUGUCAGUGUUCAUGUUCUUUCCUUUUUCUAUAAAAGGGUUCCAACAUAUUUCUAACUUCCAGAGUGCAGACCAGAAGGGGUUCCUUCUAUUUCUCCUCAUCAAUGGCAGAAGUAACGAAGAGAUAUGCAGUGGUUACUGGUGCAAACAAGGGAAUUGGAUUGGAAAUGUGUAAACAGCUAGCUUCAAAAGGAAUCACGGUGUUGUUAACAGCUAGAGAUGAGAAGAGGGGUCUUGAAGCUGUUGGGAAGCUGAAACAGUACGGCCUAUCUGAUAAUGUAGUUUUUCAUCGACUUGAUGUUGCAGAUGCCGCCAGUAUUGCUCCUUUGGUAGAGUUCAUCGAAACACAAUUUGGAAAGCUUGAUAUUUUGGUGAAUAAUGCAGGAAUUGGUGGCGUAGAAGCCGAUGCUGAUGCUGUUAGAGCUGCAGGGCUUGGUAAGCCUGGUAUAAAAGUAAACUGGAGUGAGAUAAUGACUCAAACACCCCAGUUGUCUGAGGAAUGCCUUGAGACAAACUACUAUGGUGCCAAAAGAAUGUGUGAAUCGCUUAUUCCCCUUCUCCAGAAAUCUGAUUCACCAAGGAUCGUAAAUGUUUCCUCCUCCAUGGGAAGGUUAAAGAAAGUAUCAAAUGAAUGGGCUACAGCAGUCUUCAGUGAUGCUGAAAAUCUUACAGAAGAGAAAGUGGAUGAGGUAUUGAGCCAGUAUCUGAAAGAUUUCAAGGAGGGUUCAUUGGAAGCAAAGGGUUGGCCUACUUUUAUGUCAGCCUAUACACUUUCUAAAGCAGCUAUGAAUGCCUAUACAAGGAUCCUGGCUAAGAAGUACCCAGGUUUCUGCAUCAACUGUGUUUGCCCAGGCUUUGUUAAAACAGACAUCAACUACAACUGUGGGACCUUAACUGUUGAAGAAGGUGCUGCCGGUCCUGUGAGAUUAGCAUUGUUGCCUAAUGGUGGCCCUUCUGGUCUCUUCUUUUUCCGAAUGCAAGAGUCAGAUUUUUAAUCAAAUUGGCUGCUUCUUUUAAAGAAGCUGAGCUUGUGGUUUGGGAAAAAGUGGUUUGAAUAGGUUCAAGAGUCUGAAUUAAUGUUACAUAAUCGAGGUGUUAAUUGCUUGAGUACAAAAAAGCAACUGAGUUUUAGCUUGUGCAGACAUAUGAUAUUUGUCUUGUGUGGUUUAUAAAUAGGUUUAAGAGUCUCACUGUAAAAAAAAUGCAUUUGGGAGAAUAAUUAAUGCAUGGUGUUCUUGCAGUCUGCUAGUACAAACUUCUCUUGCUCCGACCUUUUG